This is a messenger RNA of Echinops telfairi (small Madagascar hedgehog), 1854 nucleotides long. RefSeq names its product ornithine aminotransferase (gene OAT). Lineage: Eukaryota; Metazoa; Chordata; Mammalia; Afrosoricida; Tenrecidae. Bases 111 to 1430 code for a protein of 439 amino acids. The transcript has 10 exons. Gene Ontology annotation, cellular component: cytoplasm. The record is from RefSeq and is a predicted model, not a curated record. Gene Ontology annotation, molecular function: identical protein binding; L-ornithine transaminase activity; pyridoxal phosphate binding.
CGGAACCGCGUCUUAAGGCCGGGCACGCCCUUGCCGCGGCUGAGUGGACGUCCCAGUUCGGUUUGCUGCUCUGCUGUCAGAUCUGCUUGCCUGCCACCAGACCCACAACGAUGCUCUCCAAACUCGCGCACCUGCAGGCGGCCACCCUCCUUCGCCGGGGAAUUCACUCUUCAGUGGCCUCUGGCGUGUCUGUGGCUACUAAGAAAACCGUCCAGGGCCCUCCGUCCUCCGAGUACAUUUUUGAACGGGAAUCUAAAUACGGAGCACACAACUACCACCCGCUGCCGGUGGCCCUGGAGAAAGGCAAAGGUGUUUAUGUCUGGGACGUAGAAGGCAGGAAGUACUUUGACUUCCUGAGUGCCUACAGUGCUGUCAACCAGGGGCAUUGUCACCCCAAGAUCGUGGAUGCCCUGAAAAGCCAGGCCGAGAAACUGACCCUGACCUCCAGGGCAUUCUACAACACGGUGCUCGGCGAGUACGAAGAAUACGUCACCAAGCUCUUCAACUACCACAAGCUCCUGCCUAUGAACACAGGCGUGGAGGCUGGGGAGACUGCCUGUAAGCUGGCCCGUAGGUGGGGCUACACCGUCAAGGGCAUUCCGAAAUACAAAGCAAAGAUCAUCUUCGCAGCCGGCAACUUUUGGGGUAGAACGUUGUCUGCCAUCUCCAGUUCCACAGACCCGAGCAGCUAUGAUGGCUUUGGGCCAUUCAUGCCAGGUUUUGAAAUCAUUCCCUACAACGACCUGCCAGCUCUGGAGCGUGCCCUUCAGGACCCCAACGUCGCUGCGUUCAUGGUGGAGCCCAUCCAGGGGGAAGCAGGGGUGAUCAUCCCCGAGCAGGGCUACCUCACGGGCGUGCGCCAACUCUGCACCCAGCACCAGGUUCUGUUCAUUGCUGACGAAAUACAGACGGGCCUGGCCCGGACUGGCCGGUGGCUGGCGGUUGACCACGAACACGUGAGGCCAGACAUGGUGCUUCUGGGCAAGGCCCUCUCCGGGGGCCUGUACCCUGUCUCCGCGGUGCUGUGUGAUGACGAGGUGAUGCUCACCAUCAGGCCCGGGGAGCAUGGCUCCACCUACGGCGGGAACCCGCUGGGCUGCCGAGUGGCCAUCACCGCCCUGGAGGUUUUGGAAGAAGAAAACCUGGUGGAAAAUGCUGAGAAAAUGGGUGCUCUCUUGAGACGUGAGCUCAUGAAGCUGCCUUCUGAUAUUGUGACGGCUGUCAGAGGGAAAGGGUUAUUGAAUGCGGUCGUUAUCAAAGAGACCAAAGAUUACGACGCCUGGCAGGUCUGCCUCCGACUUCGAGACAACGGGCUCCUGGCCAAGCCGACCCACGGCGACAUCAUCCGACUCGCGCCACCGCUGGUGAUCAAGGAGGACGAGAUCCAGGAGUCUGUGGAGAUCAUUCACAAGACCAUCCUGUCUUUCUGAGGCGGUCCCCGCCACCGGGGCCGCUGGGAGCCAGCCGAGGGUCUGCUGUGCACCUGUCCUUCCACUCCCACUGUCCCGGGGGACUGCUUUCCUUGCUGUGUGUAGCUCUCAGAGCGGGUGGAUCUCGGCCUGCACUGGGCUGUGUAGCGGAACCAGGACCUACUGGCACCUGCAUCCAGUUCAGUGUCUUCUCCCCUGUGUGUGCUUCCUGAAAGGAAAGGUAGCCACCAGCCUUCUCUAAUCAAUCCCUUUACGGAUAAUUUCUGUGUGAUUGCUAGAACUCCUUUGCUGGGAUGAGUGUCUUGUGUUUGGAAACGGCUUCAGAGCUGAGGCAGGGUGAGUGGUUAAGGUUAAGGUGACCAGAUUUUAACUUGGUAAAGCGGGACACCAUUGAUAAAACUCAUAUCUUGGUGAAAUAGCCACA